Phragmites australis (common reed) is the source of this 2538-nucleotide messenger RNA. Its product is annotated as serine carboxypeptidase-like 51. The record is from RefSeq and is a predicted model, not a curated record. Gene Ontology annotation, molecular function: serine-type carboxypeptidase activity. Gene Ontology annotation, biological process: proteolysis. Bases 565 to 1896 code for a protein of 443 amino acids. The transcript is spliced from 13 exons. NCBI's taxonomy places the organism in Eukaryota, Viridiplantae, Streptophyta, Magnoliopsida, Poales, Poaceae.
UAUGGAUUAUGAACUCGGUGAGGCCCGUGAACAGAGAGAAAAGAGAUAGUACUAGAUAGCAGAGGUAGAGAUAGAGACAGCGAAGAGGAGAGGAGGAAGUUGAAACCAACUCGACCGAUUGAUCGAUUCAGAUUUCCAACUGGAACCUGACUCUGCUACGAUUACGAACUGACCAAAGAGACCAGAUUUACCACGUAGAGGCCUGAUAGACCGGCCGCCGUACCUGAAGAUCUCAACAAACCAUGCGUUGAGUUGAAGGGGCAAGAGAUUAGUAGUACCCAGAAGCUAGCUCUUAUACCAUUAUUGGAAUCUCUUUUUUUAGCUUCCACCAGAUUCCAUCUCUCUUUCUUUUUUUUCUUUACCCGUCGUCUUCGUCGUCAACGACAUCAACCGGUCCAUAGUACACACGCAAGCUGGUAGGGAGAAUACUUGCAGCACGAUACUCCUAGAUAGUAGUAUAUAGCUAGGCACUCUCUUGCGUCUUGAAUUCAUCCUGUAUAGGAGAGAAGAGAGGAAAGCAGGGGGAAGCAGAGCCCGUAGCGUCCCUGUCACGGAUAAAUCGCGAUGGCGCCAAGGCAGUUUCUAGUGCUGCUCGCCGCGGCUGUCUUCUCCGUCGCCGCGCCCUCCAACGCCGCUGGCACGCCGGACGGGUCGGAGGAGUGGGGCUAUGUCCAAGUCCGACCCAAGGCGCACAUGUUCUGGUGGCUCUACCACAGCUCGCAGCGCGUGGACAACGGCACCACGCCAUGGCCGACCGUGCUCUGGCUGCAGGGCGGACCGGGCGCGUCGGGCGUCGGGUACGGCAACUUCAUGGAGAUCGGGCCGCUGGACGGCGACCUCAAGCCCCGCGCCACCACAUGGCUUGCCAAGGCCGACCUCCUCUUCGUGGACAACCCGGUGGGCACGGGGUUCAGCUUCGUGGAGGGCGGCGACAAGAGCCUGAUGGCGCACACCGACGACGAGGCGGCGCACGACCUCACGGCGCUGCUCUGCACCCUGUACCACGACAACGCACGCCUGCGCGGGAGCCCGCUCUACAUCGUCGCCGAGUCUUACGGCGGCAAGUUCGCCGUCACUACCGCGCUCGCCGCGCUCAAGGCCAUCGACCAAGGAAAACUCCACGCCAACCUCGCCGGGGUGGCCCUUGGAGAUAGCUGGAUCUCACCCUUGGACUUCGUGUUGUCGUGGGGGCCAUUGCUGUACCAAGUGUCCCGGAUCGACGAGAACGGCCUGCAACAAUGCAACAGUGUGGCGACGAAGAUCAAGGAGCAGCUGCAGAAGCAGCAGUACACGGACGCCGAGGCGUCGUGGUCCGACCUCGAGGGCGUCGUCCUCGCCAACUCCAACUCCGUCAACUUCUACAACUUGCUCAAGGACGACGCGCCGGGGGACGCCACCACCACCAUCACGACGCAGCGCGAGAGGUCGCUGGCAUCGUUCAGGAAGAAGAACGGUUACUCCGGCUACCUGAGCUCCAAGGCGGCUUCAGCUUCAGCGAGAGAGGGCGGCUUCGACGGCCUCAUGAACACCGUCAUCAAGGACAAGCUCGGAAUCAUCCCCAAGAAUCUCACGUGGGGAGAACAGUCAGGCGAUGUUUUUGAAGCUCUCGCAGGAGACUUCAUGAAGCCCAGGAUACACGAGGUUGAUCAACUCCUGAACCUUGGUCUCAAUGUUACCAUCUACAACGGACAGCUUGACCUGAUCUGCGCGACCAAAGGCACAAUGGAUUGGGUUCAGAAACUCGAGUGGGAUGGCCUGAAGAAGUUCACGAGCUCACCCAGAACGCCCAUAUACUGCAGCAAGGAAGGGAAAACCGGCACCCAGGCCUUCGUCAAGUCCUACAAGAACCUCAAAUUCUACUGGAUUCUCGGAGCAGGGCACAUGAUAUCACAAUAGGUAAUGGUCAAAAGGCAAAAUUCUGGGACUCAAAUUGGCUGCACGGUCAAGCCCCAAAGGACAUGGCACCAAACCUCUUUCUCAUCGCCACAAGAAAGCACCGGAGUGUAGCACAUGAACUACAAAAUGGAAAUUGGAUUGGCUCUAUAAGAAACAUCACUACCUCCAGACAACUAAAUGAGUUCAUCGUUCUAUGGGUGAAAAUCCAUGAUGUGGUCCUGCAGCCGAAUGCGCCAGACAAUAUCAUUUGGAAGUGGACACCAGACAACAUCUACAACACGAGAUCAAUCUACUUGGUCCAAUUCCAUGGCUCCUUCUGCCGAUUCAAUGCCAGUCUGAUUUGGAAGGCAAAGGUUCAAAACAAAUGCAAAUUCUUUACUUUGUUAUUUGUGCAGCACAAGCUCAACACUUUGAAUAACCUGGCGAGAAAGAAUUGGCCACACAAUAACCUGUGCCUUCUAUGUGAUCAGGCAUAAGAAUCUACACUACAUCUUGGUUUGCAGUGCGUGUUUUCAAGAGAGGUUUGGGAGUAUGUGGUACGCUGGUCACGAAAAUAGGAGUUAGCCGAAUGCUGUUGCAGAACUAUGAUACUGUCAAGGAUUGGUGGGAGGAAACAAUGGCAUCAAUCGCUAAAUAUGAUAA